Messenger RNA from Bactrocera oleae (olive fruit fly), 5340 nucleotides. RefSeq names its product rhomboid (gene rho). Gene Ontology annotation, molecular function: serine-type endopeptidase activity. Lineage: Eukaryota; Metazoa; Arthropoda; Insecta; Diptera; Tephritidae. The record is from RefSeq and is a predicted model, not a curated record. Gene Ontology annotation, cellular component: membrane.
GCCAUGGCUGGCGUAUCUGUGAGAUACACGGACCACGCGAACAACGGCUCUUGCUCUGCGCAGCGUUGGAACAUGUUGCACACGCCGCAUAAACAAGCUCUCGAAUCGAGCAGCUCAACACUUUGGUUUUGGUAUUUGAGGGCCGGCAGCGUGAAAUUCACAAACAGUUGCGUGCGGAACGCGAGCGAGUCUAUAGUGGUUCUUUGAAUACGGAUUGUUUGUGGUGGAGUGUAGUAGCCAAAGAAGUAUCUGAAAUCCGAAAGCGGAUAUUGGCGAACGAAAAUUUAAGCAUAAAUAUAAAUUAAAUAAUUUUCACAAAAUUGAGCAACUUAAUUGAAAUAAGAAAAAGCAGUUCGGCAGCAGCACUCAGUGGUCGCUAGAGCAACAAACACAGCGUGAACGAAAUGAAUUGUUCAUCGAGGAAUAUCAAAAGAAUUAAAUAAAUAAAAAUAAAUUUGGGAAAUAAUUCACUCAAACGCACAACAACAUUUAUUCAACGAUUUCCCUUUCACUACGCCUACGAAAUUAAUUAGAAAAAACAACACAACAAUAAAUAAAAAAAGCAAAUCUCUUUCAAAGAAAAAUAUCAAAUCAGAAUUAAAAAUAACAAAAAUAAAGGCAUGACAAAGCCGCAUGCAUAAAUUAUAGCAAACGUUUAUUGUGUCUAUGUGUGUGUACAUUAAUGUGUGUAAGCAAAUAAAAAUUUCAACUAAAAGUGCAAAUAAACUAACUGUACAUUUAGCAAAGGCAGCGAAAGAAAAAACUCAGCGCCCAAGCAAAUGAAAGCGAGCAAAUUCACAACAACAACAACAAAAGUUAUAGUAUCCAUUUAAUAAGGCGCAUGUGAAUUUGGACGGUAUAUAAGAACGACAACAACAAUAAAAAUACGCGCACACAUAUUUAAUAAAUUUAGUGAACGUUUUUUUGUUGUUGCAAAGCGGUGGUGCAAACGGAAACUCAACGCACGUAAGCGCACCGAAGUGAUUGCCCGGUGACAACAACAACAGCAAACACAAAAACAUCGUGGUCAAAAGGACUUGUGUAGUGUGUGACAACAAAAGUGCAACAACAAUAACGUCAUUGCCACAAACAACAAAUACAGAAAAAGGCGUGCAUUAACGGUAAUAUAAAAGCAACACAAAGAGAAAAAGCAAAAUAAACGCAACUUGUGAGCAGACGACAAUAAAUGAGCGUGUGAAUGAAAAUUUGUUGCAAAAACAACGAAAAAGCACACAUUUCGGAUUAAAGCAACAACAAGGCAGACAUAUAAAUUGUUGCAAUAACAAAUUUAACACAACACAAAGAUGCAAGCGCCGCGCGGAUUAACGUCUGGCAGAUAAACAAAAGCGCGCGAGCAGAAGACAACAAGACAACACUGAAAAAGUGGAGCAAAGUGAAAAAGCACACCAGUUCAACGCUGGCGCCAACAACACGUGAAAAAUUGUGAUAAACAAACAUUUACAGUUUUUCGCUUUCAACACUUGCAGCGAAACGCGAAAGUUAAGCCAAAAGACUAUAAGCAGCAACAACAACUAGCAUAGCAAACAUACACACACACACACCCAUCCAAGAGGGCGCUAAGCGGUAAUACAUAAAAAGAAAAUCCAAAGCGAAAACUACAACCAUUGCAGCGAAAAAAAUCAUGGAGCAAUUUGCGGCACAAAUAAGGCAACAGCAACAGCAAGCAGAACAGCAGCAACAACAACAGCAAUCUAGUGAAGCACUCGCUGCGGUUGAACAGCACGAACUGCAACAACAGAACAGCACCAUUGUUGUUGUCGACGAGGACAACGACGAAUUGCCCGCCAUUGAAGCGACCAUCAUUGACAUUCCAAUGCCGGCAGCGCCAUCACUCUCCUGUCCUACAGGCACGGCACCCGCGCCAGCGCCAUCGUCCGCCCUGUCGUCGUCUUCGUCCUCCUAUGACACGGACAGCAGCACGACGAGUAGCACAUGUUGUGCGCGACACGGCGAACACAUCUACAUGGAGAAGGCACAACAACAACAGCAAAAGUCGCUGCAACAACAACAACAGCAGCAGCAGCAACACCAGCAGAAGGCGAAAUACGCUUGCAACGCGGAUGCGGAAGUGAGCUAUUUGAAGAGCGAGUACAGGCUGCACUGGCCGUUCUUCAUGCUGGCGAUCUCCAUCAUUGAGGUCGCAAUUUUCGCCUACGACUCCGCCACAGUUCCGGGCACGGAGGCCACACGCGAACUCAUUCCACACAUGCCCAUCGCCUCCGACUCGGUGUUCAUCUACCGGCCCGACCGCCGUCUGCAGGUGUGGCGCUUCCUAUCCUACAUGUUCCUGCACGCCAACUGGUUCCACCUGGGAUUCAACGUCGUCAUCCAACUCUUCUACGGCAUACCGCUGGAAGUGAUGCACGGCUCGGCGCGCAUAGGCAUUAUUUACUGUGCAGGUGUGUUCGCCGGCUCGUUAGGCACGAGCGUCGUUGACUCUGAGGUGUACUUGGUGGGCGCCAGCGGUGGCGUAUACGCAAUGCUCGCCGCACACUUGGCCAACAUUACGCUCAACUACAGGCAGAUGCGCUACGCGGUGGCGCAGUUGCUGUCGGUGCUGAUAUUUGUAUCUUGCGAUCUGGGAUAUGCAUUGUAUUCACAAUAUCUGGAUGCCGAGGGUGUGACCAAGCCCACGCACCUUGAGCACACCUGGCCCAACAUCGAUCCGCCGCCAGUCUCGUAUGUCGCACACAUGACCGGCGCUUUGGCGGGCUUCACCAUCGGUCUGUUGGUGCUGAAGAAUUUCGAGCAUCGCGCCUAUGAGAACCUCAUCUGGUGGCUGGCGCUGGGCGUCUACAGCGCCUUCACCGUCUUCGCCAUUGUCUUCAAUCUGAUCAACACGAUGACCGGACAGCUGGUGGAGGAGCGCAGCGAAGUUGUGGCACAGCAGUUGUUGUACGAUUUGGGUGUGUCGUAAAAAGUCUGUUUGCGUAGGACAGUUAAGUGAGAGAAUUUAUGCAAAAACAAUAUAAAUGCGUGAAUAUUUGAGAACGGAGUGAUAUUUCUAAAACACGAUAAAACCGCUUUCACUGCAAAGUAAGCGUAGAUGAGCAAACUAAAAUUGAAAUUGGCGCGAAUUUAGCGCUACCAAAAGAUAUUUGUUGUAUAACAUUUUUCGAAAAAUAUCCGCUUAAAAUUUCACGCAUUUCUGUUAGCCACAAUUAUUUAUUUGUUACUAUUUAACUAUAUUUUUUCGUCGUUGCUGUUCUUGUUUAAUUUAUUUUUUGACUUUAUUUAAAUAUCUUUUGCAUGGAACGCAAAUAAAACCCCAAAUCGUAUAAACAAAUGUUGUGAUAAUACCAAAGACUGAAUUAAUUUUGAAAAUGAAAAUGAUAAACACACACAAUCAUUGUGUGGCCACUCCCAUACACACACACAUACGCGUGUAAAUUCAAGUACGCUUGAACGAAAAUUAAUUUUAACAUUAAGAAUUGUAAAAAACAUUUAUUUAUUUAAUUUAAAUUUAUAUUACGUAAUUAUAUUGUAGGCAUCAAUGCACAAUCGGGUCACACAACCAAAUAGUAGAAAUGCGGUUAGAGUGCAUUCUUUGUUGUCUGUACAUAUACACCGAAAAGGUUAGAUAAGUCCUCGUUACCCCCCGCAAAACACACAUACAUAUGUAAGAGAGUGCGAAGCUAGGCGCACAAUAGUCGCCGAGUGUCGCAUUUUCACAAACUAACGCACUAGUCAACCAAAUCGAAAUAAAUAGCAAAUAAAAGAAAAAUGCAGGCGACAAUGGGCGAGCAGAAGGUCGGAAAUGAAAUGUGAGAGCAGAAAAAAGGGAAAAAUUCAUUCAAAAAAGUUUGAAAACCACACAAAUUAAAAAAAAAAAUCCGCUUUGAAUUCACUAAAAUAAUUCCAAAUAUUUUGGCUUUACUCUUGUUAGGGCCUUUCCGUGCUGUCGUUGCCGCCUACAUUGUCGAAAAAGGAAAGAAAGAGGAAGAAAAAUCAAUGCUUGUAAAGAUAUGCAUAACUGUAAAAUCGUUACUACUAUACAUAUGCUUAUACAUAAUUGAAAUAUUUGUUGCGAGAUUAUUUUUUUAGUAUAUAAUACUAUUUAAUACCAUUUUCUAUCUAGUUUAGAAUUGCGAAAUAUGUUUUUUCUUAUGGCGAACCCUAUCGUUAAGCUAAAAUUUACUUUUAAUUUAAACUCACAGUGUUUUUGCAUACAAUUUGUAUAGUUAAAAACAAAAUUUGUAAUAAAUAGAAACAUAUGUACUAGGAAUGUAAGCGCCUGUUAAUAAAACUGAAGCAGAAAGUAUAUCUAAACUAAAAAAAGAAAAGUAAUUAUUCGUAACGAACACUCACAUAUGAACCAAAGAGAAAACAAAAAAUCAGAAACUAAAGAAAGUGAAACACAAAAAACAAAAAAAUACAAUACAAUAACAACACUAAACUUCCGAGGAUUAGAGCAGAACUGCAUACCAGUGAUCUUGGCUCCCACAACAUUUUCUACAACAUUGAAAAAUAGAGAAAACAAGUGCACAAACCAAAAAAGUUUUUAAUUAUAAUUUGGCUAAUUAGUUUCGGUUUGAAAACUGCUAAAAAUUAUAUUAACAAAAACAAAGAAAAGCAUAUGAAGCAUACACUAAUUAACCGACAGCACACGCACACGCCAAUUACGUCCAGUAAAUAAAUAAACACACACACAUACACACACAACUAUUUGUAAAUGUCCAAAAAAGUAAAGUUAAAUCAAUAUUAAAUAACCGUUAAUCAAAUGUAAUUAUAAAAUUGAAAAUUCAACUACUAAAAAUCUCACUUGAUACCACCCAGACUUAGUACGUCACAGGUAUGUGUGUGUAUGUGCAUAUUUGUAAAUAUGUAUAUUGCAUGCAUGAACACCUCCACCACCAAUCCAUUGAGCCGAUGGUCAACAUUGAAACUUAUUUAUUUAUUGUCAAUAUGAAAAUGCAAUGCCAAAUAGAAAUCCCAACAAGUUACACUUGUAAUCUAAUAAAUAUAUGUAUAUGUAUGUAUUGUCCUACAAUUACAAUAACCAAAAAUAAAAAACGAAAGAAACUGUAAACAUAACUGAAAACAAAAUAUGCAUAUGUAUGGAAAAUCUCUGUAACGGUACUGUCAAAUAUUCAAAAAAAAACACACACUGAAAUUAUAUACUUAUACGAAAAUUGUAUGCAUUGAUGAAAAAAACAACAACAAUAAUGAGAAAACACAAAUCACAAAAACCAAAAUCGAAAACGAAGCCGAAAGUUAAAAAGUGAAAAGUGAAGAGAAUGCAUUUUUCAAAUACGUGUGCACACCCGUCAGCAGCAACAAAAGAAAUUAAUAAAAAAUUAAAUGUUUAAAACAAAAUUA